UGUGUAAUUAAAUUGUAGCCAUAAUGUGCCCAACUGGAAAACAAUAGCUGUUCCAGUUAUACGUGAAAAACGUUACGUUAAAAAACUAGGACACUCGCACCACUAGCCAGCGAGCAAGCGAGCGAGUUCCGCCCUCAACUUACCCCAUAAGAAAAAAAAUCGAUUUUGUGAUAGUGAUAACAGAGCGAGGCAGUGGCCGUUGCUUUUCUGUAUUCAAUUCGGACACUAAAUACGAGAAACGGGGCCCAUCAUGAAUUUGGAUUUUGCUCGAGUGUGUGGCAAGCACAACCUCAUCUACGAGGCAUACUACAAACAGAUUGACCCGAAGGGCACGGGUGCCAUUGAGGCGAUGACGGCGGCAAAGUUUUUGAAAAAGUCUGGCCUCAGCGAUGUGGUGCUCAGUCGUAUUUGGGAUCUGUCCGAUCCGAAUGGCAAGGGAUUCCUGGACAAGCCUGGCUUCUUUGUGGCCCUCAAGCUAGUCUCACUGUCGCAAGCGGGCCAGGUGGCCAACAUGAACAACAUCUACAUGGAUACAGUCAAUCCACCAAAAGUGGGUGAAAUACCAAAGGCGAUACCUUCGCGCAUACAAUCGGUGCCAGUUGCUGGUCCCGGCGCCGGGGCCGCCAGUGGUGACUGGACCAUCAGUGUCAUCGAUCGGCUUAAGUAUGAGCAGCUGUUUGAAUCGCUGAAUCCAAGCAACGGCAUGCUGCCUGGUAACAAGGUCAAGGGUGUACUGAUGGACUCCAAGCUGCCGAUGAAUAUACUGGGCACUAUUUGGGAUCUGGCCGAUCAGGACAAGGAUGGCAAUUUGGACAAGCAUGAGUUUAUUGUGGCCAUGCAUCUCGUCUAUCAGACACUUCAGAAGCGCACAGUUCCCAGUGUGCUACCGCCAGAGCUGCGCAAAGCGCCUAAGCCCGCCAUGCCACCGCCACCGCAGCCAGCGGCAGGUUCUGGUGUUGGCGCGGCAAUGCCGCGAGCACCCAGUGGCGAGGGUUUCGGCGAUGGUGGCUUUGUGGCCAACUUUCCAAAAGAUAUUGCACCGCCGGCAGCCAUACCACCACUUCCCGUUGCUGUGCCGCCCAUGACGCGCAUUCCACCGGUUGGCGCAGUCAGCUCACAGCCGCUGAUACAAACUGAGCCACUGAUACCAAUUGGUGCGCCACCAUCGGUAACAGCCAAUGCAGAUUGGGUGGUUAGCACUGUGGAGCUCUUACGAUUCGAAGAGAUAUUCCGGCAGUCGGAUUUGGACAAGGAUGGCCUGGUUUCCGGUCUCGAGGUGAAAGACAUAUUCAUUAAAUCGGGUAUACCACAACGCAGCCUUGCAGAUAUCUGGGCACUUUGCGACACCAAUCAAUCGGGCAAACUGACCGUGGAGCAGUUUGCUUUGGCCAUGUGGCUUGUUGAACGCAAGCAGCGCGGUGUGGAUCCGCCACAAGUGCUCACUGCCAAUAUGGUGCCGCCUUCGAUGCGUGCAACCGUCUCUGGUGUCGAUAUGCAGCCGCAGGAAACGAAGCCAACUUACUCGAAUCCCGAACUGGAGAUGAUAUCAAAGGAGAUCGAAGAGCUGGCCAAAGAGCGACGCGCUCUUGAAACGGAAAUCGCACAAAAGGAGGCCGAUGUGCGUAUCAAGAAUGGGGAAGUGCGCAGCUUGCAGAGCGAAUUGGACACGUUGACGGCAACACUGAAGCAGCUGGAAAAUCAGCGGGGCGAGGCACAGAAGCGUCUGGAUGAUCUGCAGGCUCAAGUUACCCAAAAUCUGGCCGUGUUGGCCAACGUAAGUCUUGACAUAACCCACACCAAUGUUCAGGUCAACAAGAUACGCGAUCAGUGCCACAUGCAGGAGGAAACCAUCAACGAGCAGGAGGGCGAACUGAAUGCUAAGCGCUCGGAACUGCAGAAGCUCAAAGAUGAGGAGUCGGCACUGCAAAAGGAAUACGAUGACAACAAUGGCGAACUAUCUAAGCUCACCAGACAUCUGCAAAGUACGCAACUGCAGAUUAGCUCCGUGCGCUCCAUGGUUACGCAGCUAAUGGAAACGCAACGUCAGAUGACCGAUGCGCUACUUAUUUGUCGCGCCGCCAUGGAGACUCAAAAUGCUGAACUAGUCUCCGAAUACCAGCUGAAGAUUGAGCCCGACUUUGAUGAUGCGCGCAAAACGUUGCAAAAGGAAAUCGAAAUACCCACAGAUGAUCCAUUUGGAGAGAAUAACAGCGGUGCCGCCAACAAGGCAACCAAUGGCUUUGACAACGAUCCCUUCCGUGGGCAGGUCAGCAAACCUUCUCCUGUCAUCAGCAGUGGCUUUGACGAUAGCUUCAAUAUGAGCUCUGGCUUUGACAGCGGCUUCGAUGCAUUUGGCCAGAGCAACACAAGCGGCUUUGGGCAAACGCAACGCGAUCCAUUUGGUGCUGAUGCAUUUGGUGCUAACAAGUCCAAUGCUAUAACGCCGGAGCCUGGCAAAGAUGACUUUGGCAGCGAUCCCUUUGCGGCGCUGCACGCGCCCACUGGCCAGGGUCAGGUGCUUAGUCCCAAUGCCCAGCGUUCAGGCCCACCACCAAGACCGGAGUCACCUAGUCCAGCUUUGCCCCCAAAGAAAUCGAAGGUGCCGCCUCCCAGACCAGCCCCACCUCGCGCAACACAGCCAUCGAGUGGUUUCGGCACCAGCGGUGCCGGCGGCGGAGGAUUUGCUGAUUUUGACGACUUUGACAAUAAGCUACAAAACAUUCCAAUCAGUAACCCAAACACGACCACGCCCAUACCAGCGCUAAACGCCACGCUGCUCGAUAGCUUUUCGCUGUUUGAUGAUCCUCAGAAACAAAGCCAGAGUCAGAGUAAGGCAGUAGCCAGCACAAGCACUCCAACACUGCCACUGAACCCACAGACUUCAUCGCCAUUGACAUUGACAUCAGCAUCUUCAACUGCAUCCGUAUCCGCAUCAACUGUGACAGCAAUCAGCACAAAUAACAAUGAUUUGUCGCGUUCCAAUACACCGCUGCAGACACAGGCAACAACAAUUGGAACAGGCACAGGAACGGGCAUUUUUGAUGCAUUUGGAAGCACGAAGGCAGCAACUCCUGUGCCAGCGAUUAUAAAAGGACCCACGGACUUCAAGGAUGAUCCAUUCAAGGAUUAUCGCUAUGAAGAUCCAUUCAAUAUUAAAGAUCCCUUUUCAGAUGAAGAUGCAGACACGACAACAUCAGGUGCUAGCAAAAAGACCUUUGCCGAGGACUUUAGCUCUGAGGAUGAGCUAGCAGCCAGACCCUUUAAUAACAAUAAUAAAUCAAAGACCGCAACGCCGCUGGAUAGCCAAUUGAUGCAACAAUUCGAUGGCUUCAACUUGAAUGCCAGCCCAGCGAUGUCCCAUCACUCAAACGCAUCGAUUCCAAAGCAAUCGCUGGAUGCAUUCGCCGACUUUGAUGAUUUUGCGCCCAGCAAGGUCGUAACAGCAACUGAUACCACAAUUACUCAAUCCUCAAGGAAACCGCCUAGCAAUGCAAAUGUUAACAAACUCAAUGAUUCCUUUUUCAAAGCAUUUAAUGACAACUUCAAUGACAACAACCUUGACUCGAUUAAAAAUAAACCGCAAGAACAACUAAGCACUAUAUCGCAAUCGGCCGCUUUUGAUGCUUUCGCCGUAACCGGUGGAGGCAGCAGCUCGGCAACGGAAUCCAAGCUCUUUGAUGCUUUUAAUGACAACUUUGAGGAUAGCUUUGGACACAAAAAGCAGGCGAAUUCAACGACUCUAGAUAAUAAUUUUGCUAAAUUUGAUGCCUUCGAUGCUCACAACUUUUCGAAUAAUUUUGGCAACUCAUUCGAUGACAGCAAUGCCAACAAGAGCAAGAGCAAACACAAUGGUGGCGGCACUACCGGCGGCAAGGAGAGAAAGGAACCGCUGGCCAAGAUAACUGAUAAGUUUGAAGCGGACUAUUCGAAGGCGGAAAGCUAUGAUGCCGAUUUGGAGGAGGCGCUUAAGCGUAGCAUGCUCGACAACUAAUUUAACCCAUCAAUGCAGUAGGAACAAUAGAAUUAAUGUGAUGAUGCACACUAACAAUCUCUAAAUAACGAUGUGCAUGUCCACAUAACCCAGCUGUUGAUUGUAUAUCUUGUAUAAUGCUCCCUUUAAAGUAAUUUUCCAAAUUGUAAAAUAUUUGCUUUCCAAUCAUUAUAUUUAGUUGAUGUGUUUUGUGCUCCAUGGUGACUACCAUAUGACAAUAGUCAUCAUAUUUUUAAUAUUCCAUUGAUUGUCUAAGGCGAAAGCAAACCCCGAAAUGCUGGUAUUAUAUUCAUUAUUAUUAUUAUUUCAUAUUUAAUAGUUGUAUAUGUAAUCACCUACUCGUUAACGUGAUUAUAAUAUCUCGAUUACACAUGUACCAAAACUCUAUGAAUAAACCAAGAUGAAUACAUUAAACUUUUUGCUCACCAA
Molecule: messenger RNA, 4420 nt
Organism: Drosophila grimshawi
Lineage: Eukaryota; Metazoa; Arthropoda; Insecta; Diptera; Drosophilidae
Gene: Eps-15
Product: epidermal growth factor receptor substrate 15-like 1
Exons: 12
Coding region: 251-3991 (1246 amino acids)
Biological process (GO): endosomal transport; endocytosis
Cellular component (GO): plasma membrane; cytoplasm; clathrin coat of coated pit
Molecular function (GO): calcium ion binding; cadherin binding
Source: RefSeq, a predicted model, not a curated record